CGAGACUUGAGGAGUGGCCCUUCCUGAGCUUGCAGCCCCGCAGAGCGCGGCCUCCGCUGCAGUCGGCACCCCUGCCCCCGGGGGGCCAUGGGCCGCAUCUCGGGGCUCGUGCCCUCUCGCUUCCUGACGCUCCUGGCGCAUCUGGUGGUCGUCAUCACCUUGUUCUGGUCCCGGGACAGCAACAUCCAGGCCUGCCUGCCUCUCACGUUCACCCAGGAGGAGUAUGAGAAGCAGGACAUUCAGCUGGUGGUAGCGCUCUCCGUCACCCUGGGCCUCUUUGCUGUGGAGCUGGCGGGUUUCUUCUCCGGAGUUUCCAUGUUCAACAGCACUCAGAGCCUCAUCUCCAUUGGGGCUCACUGUAGUGCAUCUGUGGCCCUGUCCUUUUUCAUAUUCGAGCGUUGGGAGUGCACCACGUACUGGUACAUUUUUGUCUUCUGCAGUGCCCUCCCAGCUAUCACUGAAAUGGCAUUAUUCGUCAGCGUCUUUGGGCUGAAAAAGAAACCUUUCUGAUACCUUCAUGACGGGAGCAUAGGAUUGAAGGUUGGAGGAUCAAGGGACCACUCACCAUUCGCGGAACAAGAAAGGCCGUCUUCAGUCCUCCGCCUUACUGCAUUUGGUGGAGGAUGUCAGUGUUCCUGUUAGGGUAAUUAUCACUCGAGUCUGGGAUGAUCAGCGUUUUAUUUAGUACUUUGUGAUAAAAUAUAUUUUAGAGUAAGAUCAAGACUUACA
Odobenus rosmarus divergens (Pacific walrus) is the source of this 729-nucleotide messenger RNA. RefSeq names its product transmembrane protein 107 (gene TMEM107). The transcript is spliced from 5 exons. The coding region runs from base 88 to 510 and encodes 140 amino acids. The record is from RefSeq and is a predicted model, not a curated record. Gene Ontology annotation, biological process: protein localization to ciliary transition zone; non-motile cilium assembly. Gene Ontology annotation, cellular component: MKS complex. Lineage: Eukaryota; Metazoa; Chordata; Mammalia; Carnivora; Odobenidae.